AUGGAGCGCCUCACGAUUCGCGGCAUGCUCGAGAGCUCGUGCGCCGAGAUCCCUGGCAACGUGAUCGAAACCAUCCUCGGCAUGGGCGCCGGAGUUAUUCAGACAAUCAAAAAGCUCAUGCAACGCGUCGAAAAUGCUAUCGGCGUGCUGCCAGGGCAGAUCAGAGGGCUGCGCGAGAAGCGCAGGGCAGGACGACUCGACGAGGCCACCUCGCUUGAGGAGCUAGAGGUGCACCUCAGCGAACUUGUAAAGCUCAGAGAUGACCUGAAACAUACCCCCUGCACUGCCAAGGGUUAUGGUUGGUAUAGCAACGAGCAAUUUGGCAGGGAGCACCCGGACGACGCGCUUCCCGCCCUCAUACAGCUGACGCGCGUCAAGGACGCCACAGAGCGCUACCAAGGACACGAGACAGAGCAGGUGGCGGACAUGCACAUCCUGCGGCUGCCCGGCCUGCUUUUCCUCCUCCUGUGGCUGUACGGGAUCGUGUGCGGCGUGCUUCCCCCUCUGACGUGCAAGGAGGGCCGCCAGGCCGCCAGCGGCGAGACGGCGGCCCCUCCCGGCCAGCUGGCGCGGCGGAAGCCGCAGCCGCUGCCGCGGCCCCUGCAGCAGCAGCAGCAGCAGCAGCAGCAGCAGCAGCAGCAGCAGCAGCAGCAGCAGCAGCAGCAGCAGCAGCAGCAGCAGCAGCAGCAGCAGCGACCGCAGCAGCAAGACGCCACGGCGGCCCUGGCAGACGCCAUCGCCACCAUGAAGCAGCUGAGGAUCCAGCCCCUGCCCAAAAAGCCCAUCAACAGGCCCGAGGACGUGGGCAGCAUCGAGGACCUGGUGAAGAGCAUCCAGGACAUCAGCCUCUGA
This is a messenger RNA of Monoraphidium neglectum, 852 nucleotides long. RefSeq lists its product as hypothetical. The transcript has 3 exons. Bases 1 to 852 code for a protein of 283 amino acids. NCBI's taxonomy places the organism in Eukaryota, Viridiplantae, Chlorophyta, Chlorophyceae, Sphaeropleales, Selenastraceae. The record is from RefSeq and is a predicted model, not a curated record.